AUGAAGCUAGAAAACAAUUUUACCGGAGAGGAAAGUCAGAACACAGCUGGAGAAUUGUAUUGCUCAGGAGAACUUAGGGAGGAAAGACUCAGCGAUCUUAUAUUUGUUUCAGUGCUAAAUAUUCUUCUGUCCAUUACUGCAUUUCUGGGAAACAUUCUGAUCCUAGUUGCUCUUCACAAGGGGACUUCACUCAAUAAGCCGUCCAAACUCCUGUUUCGUAACCUAGCGGUAACUGAUCUAUGUGUUGGUGUCAUUGCGCAGCCUCUAUUUGUUGCUUAUUUGAUAUCCGUCGUAACAGAGAGAUGGGAUAUUUGCUAUUACUCAGAUUUGGCAAAUAUGAUCUCUAGCAUCAUUUUGUGUUCAGUGUCUUUAUUAACAUUAACUGCAAUAAGCGUGGACAGACUCCUCGCCCUGUUGUUGGGCUUAAGAUA
Molecule: messenger RNA, 431 nt
Organism: Porites evermanni
Lineage: Eukaryota; Metazoa; Cnidaria; Anthozoa; Scleractinia; Poritidae
Source: the annotation of a GenBank genome assembly